Molecule: messenger RNA, 1107 nt
Organism: Talaromyces amestolkiae
Lineage: Eukaryota; Fungi; Ascomycota; Eurotiomycetes; Eurotiales; Trichocomaceae
Exons: 1
Coding region: 1-1107 (368 amino acids)
Biological process (GO): regulation of transcription by RNA polymerase II
Molecular function (GO): DNA-binding transcription activator activity, RNA polymerase II-specific
Source: RefSeq, a predicted model, not a curated record
AUGUCGUCAAACUUGAUGUUCAUUUCCAGCGAUCCUACAACGGAGCGCUAUAAGAAGAUUGCAAGUACCGUUGAGUCACGGCCUGGUAGUGAUUUGACACCAUCGUCAAUGAUCUCUCGUGGACCAAGUACUGAUACUUCACCGGCCGACACGUCAACCUCUCCAUCUUUUACAUCCACCUCAGAAAGUAAUGUCGCCGACUCACAUUUCAGCGAUACAGAACGAGAACGGCUCCGCUUGAUGCACCACUACACUCUACAUACAGCAAAGACUCUCGCAGACCUCAGCAUUCCCACAGACAGAGAUCAAACAAUUUGGCACAACUUUGCUGUUGAGCUGGCCCUUGAGAACGAUUUGAUGCUUCACGGUCUAUUGAGUCUGAGUGCGCUCCAUCUGGCAUUGAGCGGUAUCUCUAAAGCACGACAUACAAUACUAGCAAUCCAUCACCACGAUCUCGGAUUGGCAUUGUUUCGCCCCUACCUCACCAAUAUCACGGCUCAAAAUUACGAAUCGAUUUUUGGGUUUACGUGUAUAGUCAUGCUCUACGCAUUCGGCAUACAGAGAUGUUCCGAGUCAACUGCGAAUACUAUCGAAAAGGUCCACCAAAUCCUCACACUGAUUUCGAAUUCGCGACCAAUCACCAAGUCUCACAUCCAGGCAUUAAGACAUAGUCGAUGGUCUAUAAUGAUGAUGCCAGAGCCGUAUCCAACCUUAGACGAAAAGCUAUCCGAUGAAAUGGAAGCCAUGUUAGCAAAGCUCAUGCAACGCGUCUCGAUCACCGCUAUAACGCCGAGCCAAGCCGAGACAUAUGUCGCAGUCAUCCAAAGCCUGAGAUACGUCCUCAUCCUCACCUCGACUCCUCGACCAGCACAUGUCACACUAGUCAUAUUCCCAAUGCUGAAUCCAAGCGAGUACUGGGAUAUGAUGUUAAAUCAUGAUCCGCUUGCACUUGCGGUUUUGGCGAAUUAUGCUGUUACGAUUCAUCGGCUAGGACGUAGUAUAUGGAUGGAAGGAUGGGGGAAGGAGAUGGUCGAUGCGGUGCAUGCGAUUCUUGCGCCUGAAUGGCAUGAUUGUAUAUCGUGGGCUCUCGAUGAGACGAGAGAGUAA